Molecule: messenger RNA, 702 nt
Organism: Pseudomassariella vexata
Lineage: Eukaryota; Fungi; Ascomycota; Sordariomycetes; Amphisphaeriales; Pseudomassariaceae
Exons: 2
Coding region: 1-702 (233 amino acids)
Source: RefSeq, a predicted model, not a curated record
AUGGCCAAUCAGCUGGACAUUUGCGACUUCUCCGCGGAAAGCGGGAGUGACACGGAAAUCGACAUACCGUCGUAUGCCAGCACGCCCACCGAGUUCACGAGAAUCUUGCUCUCACGAGACACCACGGAGCCCAGCCAAACCUCCUCGCACACAAGCACGACCGAAACAUCCACCGAGACUCAAUUCACACAAUUCCUGAACCUCCCCAUCGGCAUCCGCCAGAUAAUAUACUCCCACCUCCUCGCUUUCCCAUCCAACCUAAUCAACUUCCCCAUCUGCGCCUACCCACACGUACACCCGAAAUACCUCUUCCCGCAAAUCCUCAUCGCCAACAGGCAAAUCCACACCGAAGCGCUCCCCAUCCUCUGCCAAACCAACAAAUUCGUCGUCGACACUGUCGUCCCGGUGCUGCUCCGGCCCAUCAUGACGAAGUGGCUCACAGGCGCCGAGGAGGUGGUGCUGCAUCUGUGGGAUAGCCGUGACAACCCAGUCAGAAAUAGGCUCGCGCUGGGCGCGUUUGAGGAUGUGAGGGGGGUGAGGGAGGGAAUGAGGAAGUAUUUGUGUUGGUUGGAGAGGAGUAUGAAGGCCCCAGUGGGGUCUCUGGUUGGUCUGGGUUGGGCCCCUAGCGGUGAUGAUGACGAUGAUGGAGAUUAUUGGGAGUUCACUAAUGAAUUGUGCGAUAAUUUCGGAGGCAUCAAUUGA